Molecule: messenger RNA, 6010 nt
Organism: Manihot esculenta (cassava)
Lineage: Eukaryota; Viridiplantae; Streptophyta; Magnoliopsida; Malpighiales; Euphorbiaceae
Product: LRR receptor-like serine/threonine-protein kinase FLS2
Exons: 6
Coding region: 128-6010 (1960 amino acids)
Biological process (GO): protein phosphorylation; recognition of pollen
Molecular function (GO): receptor serine/threonine kinase binding; protein kinase activity; ATP binding
Source: RefSeq, a predicted model, not a curated record
AGAUAUGAAUAAUUGAAUCAUACACUUGCACACCAUCCUUGCGGCGGCCCAUCAACUUUGACAACUACAUCUCUAUAAAUUUUGCCUUCAUUCUAAUCAAAACGAUCUUGGAAUUACACAAAAAUUAAUGGCGAGAAGUUGUUUUCUCUUUAGCAUUGCAGCUUUAUCACUUCACAUUUUCUUCUCUUGCUCAGCUUCUGCAGCAACACUCGAUAUCAGCUCCGAUCGAGAUGCUCUUCUUGCACUCAAACAGCAUAUCACUCUCGACCCUCUCAAUUAUUUGGCUACCAACUGGUCAACCAAUACUUCUGUAUGCAGCUGGAUUGGCGUCUCCUGUGGCCUCACUGCCAACUCCAGGGUCACAGCUCUGAAUCUCUCUCUCAUGGGUCUUACAGGUUCUAUCCCUCCACAAAUAGGGAACCUUUCUUUCCUUUCCGAGAUAACUCUCGCCAACAAUAGUUUCCAUGGCCCUCUGCCGACGGAGCUGGUUCAUCUUCCUCGACUGAGAUACAUCAACUUCGCAUCAAACAACUUCAACCAAGAGAUCCCAUCAUGGCUCGGCUCAUUGCCAAUACUUGAAGAAUUAUAUCUGGAUGACAACAGAUUCUUAGGCACCAUUCCACCUUCCUUGUUCAACAUUUCGACGCUGAAAAAUUUGCAGAUAAUGAACAAUAAUCUACAAGGAAAUAUUUCUGAGGAAAUUGGCAAUUUAGUCAACCUGGAGACGCUCAACUUGAAUGGAAACAAGAAGAUUUCAGGUUCAUUGCCAUGGACCAUUUUCAACAUUUCUUCUUUGAAAACUAUCGAUCUGGCGAACAAUGUGAUAUCUGGUAGUCUCCCAGAUGAUAUGUGCAAAAAUCUUCCAAAUCUUCAGAGACUGAUUGUUCAUCACAAUAAGCUGGUUGGCCAGAUUCCUUCAAGUAUAGGGCAAUGUAGCGAGCUGCUUCGUCUGUAUCUGAAUAGUAACUAUUUCACAGGAAAUAUCCCAAGAAGUCUUGGAAAUUUGACACGGGUUCAGGAGCUUUAUUUGGGCUUCAAUAAUUUGACAGGAGAAAUACCAGAGGAACUUGGUUCUCUUCUCUUGGUUGAGCAGCUUGUGUUGCGUGACAAUUACCUCUCAGGAUUAAUUCCGAAAAGUCUAUUUAAUUGUACUUCGUUGCUCCUCUUAUCUCUCGGUGCAAAUGAUUACUUAUCAGGUCCAAUACCAAGUGAGAUUGGUAAACUCACCAAACUUUAUUCCUUCGUAGUCCGCUAUAAUAACUUUUCAGGCACCAUCCCAUCUUCUUUAUUCAAUAUAACAAGUGUACGAUUCCUGCUGUUAAAUGUAAAUCGCUUCUCAGGCGAACUUCCGUCGAACUUUGGCGACGCUGCUAAUCUGGAGGAAAUUUAUGUUACUAGGAAUCGGCUUAGUGGACCACUUCCUGCAUCCUUUUCUAAUGCUUCCAAGCUCAACAUAGCUGAAAUGAGCUCAAACUCCUUGUCUGGACCUAUUCCUACCACUCUUGGUAACUUGAGGAAUCUGCGACGCCUCAAUCUAGCCUUAAAUAGUUUCACUGGUGAAUCUUCAACUCCUGAAUUGAGGUUUCUCUCUUCUUUGGCAAACUGCAAAGGAUUAACGAGACUAGUUUUAUUAGGCAAUCCACUUAAUGGCACUCUUCCUACUUCUAUUGGUAAUUUCUCUGCUUUACGAUAUUUCAAUGUGGAAAGUUGUAAAAUCAAAGGUAGCAUACCAAGAGAAAUUGGUCAUAUGAGCAACCUCACAACCUUGCUUCUGCUAAACAAUGAAUUGGUGGGAUCUCUUCCAGCUACAAUUGGUAGAUUGCAGAAGCUCCAAGUUUUAUAUGCUCAAAGGAAUAAGUUGAAUGGUUCAUUGCCAAAUGAUAUUUGCCAACUGAGUAGCUUGGGGGAAUUGCUUCUGAGUCGAAACAACCUUUCUGGUACUCUACCAGCUUGCCUUGGUGAUAUUAGUACUCUAAGAUCUCUGCAGUUAGAUUCCAACAAUUUUAUUUCAACAAUACCCUCUACCUUGUGGAACCUAAAAGAUAUCUUGAUUUUGACAUUGUCAUCAAAUUCACUUAGUGGCCACCUGUCACUAAGUAUUGGAAAUUUGAAGGUUGUUACACAAGUAGACUUAUCAAGUAAUCACUUAUCCGGUACCAUCCCAGAUUCCCUUGGAGGCCUCCAGAGCCUGGCGAAACUCUCCUUAAGACACAACAAUUUUGAAGGUGCUAUUCCCAAAUCAUUUGGAAACUUGAUAAGCCUGGAAUCAUUGGAUUUGUCCAAUAACAGCUUGUCAGGGACAAUCCCCAAGUCCCUAGAGGGAGUCAAGUAUCUCAAAUAUCUAAACCUGUCUUUCAACAAAUUGGAAGGAGAAGUUCCCACAGCAGGAACUUUCGUAAACUUUUCAGCUCUGUCAUUUUUGGGAAAUGAUGCACUCUGUGGUUCUCCCUUGUUGCAAUUGACACCAUGCAAAAUAAGUUCUCAGGGAAAAUCCAAAACUGCCUCCAAGAAAGUGCUUCUAUAUAUUCUUCCUGCUAUCAUAUUGACAAUAAUUGUCAUACUUGUCUCACUAAGAUUUAGGAAGGCAAAAACUAACUUGGAAACUGCGGCUGAUCCAGAUCCUGUGAUUGUGGCAACAUGGAAAAGAAUAUCCUUCCACGAACUUAAAAAAGCUACAAAUGGAUUUUGUGAUAGCAACAUACUUGGUACAGGGGGUUCUGGAACUGUAUACAAAGGAAUACUUGCAGAUGGGAUAGAUGUUGCUAUAAAGGUUUUCAAUUUGCAACGAGAAGGAGCAUUCAAGAGUUUUGAUGCAGAAUGUGAGGUAAUGAGCAAUAUCCGCCAUCGAAAUCUUGUCAAAAUUAUAAGUUGUUGCUCUAACCAUGACUUCAAAGCAUUGGUAUUGGAUUACAUGCCAAAUGGGAGCUUGGAGAAUCUGUUGUACUCCCAUAACUAUUUUUUGGAUAUCCAUCAAAGGCUAGACAUAAUGAUAGAUGUUGCAUCAGCAUUGGAAUAUCUUCAUCAUGGCUUCUCUAGACCUAUUAUUCAUUGUGAUUUGAAGCCUAGCAAUGUCCUGCUAGAUGCAAAUAUGGUUGCUCAUGUAGCUGAUUUUGGCAUCGCCAAGCUCUUGGGUGAAGGAGAUUUUAUGACACAGACAAGAACAUUGGCCACUAUUGGGUAUAUGGCACCUGAGUAUGGAUCGGAAGGUAUUGUUUCAACAAAAGGAGAUGUUUAUAGCUUUGGAAUACUGUUGAUGGAAACAUUUACGAGAAAGAAGCCCACAGAUGACAUGUUUGGUGGAGGAAUGAGCUUGAAACAAAAUAUACAAGUAGCAUUACCUGAUGCAGUAGCUGAAGUAGCAGAUGCUAAUUUGCUGACAGAGGAAGAAAAAUUUCCAGAUAAGAAAGACUGUAUAUCAUCCAUUUUGGGAUUGGCCGUGGAAUGCUGUGUUGGAGUUCCUGAUGAGAGAAUUGGCAUAACCCAAGUGCUGUCUACACUCAUUAGCAUCAGAACUCAAUUUCCAGCGGGUUUACCAAGGGUUUGUGCCGCUAAAAUGUGUGUGGCUUCGACUAGAGAGCCGUAUUUUGAGAUACCAAUCAAGCAUUUUCAAGGUAAGCCACACCGAUUCCCGUUUAGCUCUGUUCUGGCUGUUGUUGUGUCUCUGUGUUUUGUUUCUUGUGGCUUUUGUGAUGAGCUUGCUUUGGUAUCUGUGCCUCUUGGUUUUGAGAUUUCUGGGUUUGAUAGAACUAGGACUUGGGUGUCUCAAAAUGGGGUCUUUGCAUUUGGAUUCUUGGAGUGUUGUCAGAAAGAUGAUGAUGGAUUUCUUGUGGGUGUCAGGUAUAAUUUAGGCGAUAAAACUGUAAAUAUGCCUGUAUGGGCUAUUGGUGGUGGACUUAGAGUGUCUAUGAACUCUACAAUCAGGCUUUCCAUGGAUGGGGGACUGAUUUUGUUUGAAAAUCCCAGUGGUUUAAUUGUUUGGAGUAGUAGUACUUCUAAUUUAGGUGUUAAAAAGGCUACUCUUUUAGAUAAUGGGAACUUAGUUCUUGUGGGUAAUGGAGAUAGAGUGCUGUGGGAAAGUUUUCAUAGCCCAACAAGCACUCUCCUUCCUGGCCAGACUCUGCAUUUUCCACAAACACUGAGAGCUCCUUCAAUGAAUUCAAUUUCUAGCUACUAUACCUUUGUGAUUCAGCGCUCUGGAGAGCUUGCCCUUGUGUGGGAGAACAAUGUGACAUAUUGGAGGACUCAUUUAAGCUUCUCUAGCAAUAUUAUGGAAGCAAGAUUUGAUGCUGAUGGAUUUUUGGGGCUUAAAGAUGCUACUAAUAGAACUAUUUGGUCGACAUCAAGCAAUGAUUUCAAAGACCCUUCUGUGACAUUGAGGCACCUUAGGAUGGAUUAUGAUGGUAACUUGAGGAUAUAUUCAUGGGACCACGUGCUUCAUGAAUGGAAAAUUACAUGGCAAGCAGUUGGGAACCAAUGUGAUGUGUUUGGUUCUUGUGGUUUGUAUGGCUUUUGCAGAUUUAAAUCAACGGGACCUGUCUGCGAUUGUCUUUACCAGGAUUCAUCAAACUGGGGAGCUUCCUCUGUUACAAUGGAUUCUGGUGGUUUAAAAUGCAAGAAGAUGGUGGAUUUGAGCAACUGCAAGAUGAAUACAAGCAUGGUGGACAUGAAGCAGUCAGUUUUAUAUGGGCUUUAUCCACCUCAAGAUGUUGCUAUGAUGCUAAAUGAGAAAGAUUGCAAAGGAUACUGCUCUAAUGACCCUACCUGCAUUGCAGCAACUUCAAAAAAUGAUGGUUCAGGUAUAUGUACCCUCAAACGAACUAGCUUUAUUAGUGGAUAUAGGAACCCUUCUAUUCCUGCUACUUCAUUCUUAAAAGUGUGUUUGGUCCCUCAGGCUGUUUUGACUCAACAAUCUGAUCCUUACUUUAACCCCAAGUCAAUCUUUUCACUGUCUAAAGGAUUCAUUGACCAUGAAGGUGACAACAAGAAGUUUGUUGGAGCUAUUGCUUUCAUAGUUUUGGUAACAGUCUCAAGUUUUCUAACGCUUGAGAUGUUUGUGUUUUGGUUUAUGUACCGUAGACAGAAAAUUAAGGCUCAGGCAAGAAUUCCCUUUAGCAAGGAUGAUCAGAUGAAUGCUCAUUACAGUGUACUUAUCAGGUUAUCUUUUAAGGAGAUAAAAGAGCUAACUGGCAAUUUUGCAGAUCAACUCGGCCCCACUAUUUAUAAGGGUGUACUUCCCAACAAAAGGCCAUUUAUUGCUAAGAAGGUGAAUGAUGCAAGUGUAAAUGAGAAGGAUUUCCGAAUGACAGUCUCUAUGUUAGGGGGAAUGCACCAUCGGAAUCUUGUGUCAUUAAACGGCUUCUGUUUUGAGGCAAGUCACAGGUUUUUAUUAUAUGAAUAUGUUCCCAAUGGCUCUCUGGAUAAUUGGCUGUUCAACAUGCAGCAAGUUCAGAAUGAUGGGAAUUGGCAGCAAAGGUUUGACAUUGCUCUUGGAGUUGCACGAGCCCUUGCUUAUUUGCACUCAGAGUGUCAGGUAUGUGUAGCUCAUGGGAACUUGAAGCUCGAAAAUGUAUUGCUUGAUGAGAAGUUGGUCCCUAAGCUCACUGAUUUUGGACUUAGAAGCUUACUCCAAAAGGAGGCAGCUUCCUCCUCAGAGUCGACAUCAGAGAUAGAUAUCUACAUGUUUGGGGAGAUGCUGUUGCAAAUUGUGACAUGUAAAAGAGAUAUUUCGAGUGACAGCCUGCAACGUUUAGCUGACAGUAUGAAUGAAAAACUGAACUUGGAGGAUUGCAUGGAUUCUGAAGGAAUGGCAAGAGUAACAAGGAUAGCUUUGUGGUGUAUGCAAAAUCAACCAUUUCGACGACCUUCUAUUGUUGAAGUGGUUAAGGUAUUAGAAGGUGCUCUUUCUGUAGAUACACCUCCAUUCCCUUUUGCUGUUAGACAAUAUCAGAUGGAUGAAGCUGUUUUAACUGAGGUUCAAGGAGAGUCCCAGACUAAAGAUAACUUUGAUUAG